AUGGUCAAGAUUGCCAUUGCGGGAGCUUCUGGACAGCUAGCCCGUGAAAUCUUGGAUGGGCUUGUCGAUGCUGGCAGGCAUGAGAUAGUCGGUCUAGUUCGGAAGACUCCCUCAUCAUUUCCAACACUCUCGGGGGUUCAAUGGGUACAGACAAAUUACGAAGAUACAUCAGAGUUGGUUCGACUUCUCAGCGGCGUUCACACAGUCCUAUGCUUCUUCAUAGCUCACAAGGAUCCAAAAGGAGCCGCCCAAAAGCGUUUGAUCAAUGCUGCCGUCGACGCAGGAGUCAAACGAUACGCUGCUAGCGAGUGGUCCAUCGGCACAAAGCUCGAAGAAAUUCAGAAUAUAGUGCCUUGGUACGCCAGCAAACUCGACGUCCGCACAUAUUUACAAGAACUUAACCGGGGAGAGAAGGUUUUGGAGUACACGUUAUUUCAUCCCGGACUAUUCAUGAACUACCUCGGCUAUCCUCAUUCGACAACCAAGCAUGUCGCCCUCUUUCCGGUCAACUUCGACUUCAAGGAUAUGCACGCUAUCGUAGAUCAAACGCAUUUGGAGAGUAAGGUGACAUACACCGCUGUUGAGGACAUCGUAGCAGUCGUUGUUCGUGCGGUAGAGUACAAAGGUGAAUGGCCCACGGUAGGGGGUAUGAUAGGAAGUGAAGUUACAGUCGCUCGCCUCUUAGAGCUGGGAGAGAAAAUUCGAGGGAAGUCAUGGAAUAUCGAAUGGGUGGAGGAGAACGACCUUCAAGCGGGUGUCCUGAAAACAAACUGGUUGCCAGCUUUGCCUGAUACAACCAUGUCUGAUUUCCCAAAGGACCAGCAGGAGGCGUUCAACAGGGCUGUCGUGAUAGGCACACUGAUCGCGACCGCCCGAGGAGCAUGGGCUGCGACAAAUGAAUGGAACCAGCUUCUGCCUGACUAUGAGUUUACGAGUCUAGAAACAUUCCUGCGCAAAGUCUGGUCGCAAAAAUAG
Fusarium vanettenii 77-13-4 is the source of this 975-nucleotide messenger RNA. RefSeq lists its product as uncharacterized. NCBI's taxonomy places the organism in Eukaryota, Fungi, Ascomycota, Sordariomycetes, Hypocreales, Nectriaceae. Bases 1 to 975 code for a protein of 324 amino acids. The record is from RefSeq and is a predicted model, not a curated record. The transcript is spliced from 6 exons.